CCCUUCUGUACUUCCCAAUUCGGCUCGGGGAGAAGUGCGGUGGACUCGUCGAGGUGGUCGGCUUCCUUCGUUUCUUCGUUAUUGUUGCUCGGAUCUCCUUGUUCGUUCGAGUACUUCGAUUGAUUUCUCAGUAUGCUUGACGACUGUGUCUGUUCUAAGUGGGUUCCUUCUAGGACUUGGAUCCGGACCUCUUAAUUUUAAACUGAAGUUGUCAGCACUCAGCAUUGUUUUGGACCUCUUGUAGCUGUCAAAGUGGAGGGCGUUAAGUGCAGGGUGUUUUUUAUGUCUGAACGCGAUUCUUUCUACUUGGGAUCGAUUGGGUUACUUGGAGAAUAUUGCCCUACAUCCAGAAAAAAGUACAUAUGCUCUUUGGAAAGAGCCAGUUGUCUGCAUCUUGAGCCUUUUCGAGAGACUACACUUCUAGGAAGUUGCAGCUGGGAGCAACUUUUCUUUAUAGUGACAGGUUAUUGGGGCAUUGAACAAAAAAGAUUCUUAGUGCCUGCUUCUAUUGUCUGAUAUUACUGUUAAAGAGUGCCACUUUAUCAUAUUUCCUUGGGCAAACAUGGCUUUGCAGAAUAUCGGCGCUUCAAACAGCGAUGAUGCUUUCUAUCGGUAUAAGAUGCCAAAGAUGAUAACCAAAAUAGAAGGUCGUGGGAAUGGCAUCAAGACAAACGUAGUGAACAUGGUGGACAUUGCAAAGGCCUUGCACAGACCAGCCACCUACACGACAAAGUACUUUGGCUGUGAGCUUGGUGCCCAAUCCAAGUUUGAUGAGAAAACUUGCACUUCACUUGUUAAUGGAGCUCACGACACUGCCAAAUUAGCAGGGCUUCUAGAGAACUUCAUCAAGAAGUAUGUGCAGUGCUAUGGAUGUGGUAAUCCUGAGACUGAAAUAAUAAUCACAAAAACCCAGAUGAUCACCCUCAAAUGUGCUGCUUGUGGUUUUGUGUCUGAUGUAGACAUGAGGGACAAGCUCACUACUUUUAUCCUGAAGAACCCACCAGAACAGAAAAAGGCAUCAAAAGACAAGAAGGGAAUGAGACGAGCAGAGAAGGAAAGACUCAAGGAAGGGGAAGCUGCUGAUGAGGAACUGAAGAAGCUGAAGAAAGAGACAAAGAAGAAGGGUACUGUAUCAUCUAAAGAUGGAGCAAGUUCUAAACGUGUUGCUUCUAAGAAGAAGCCAACAGGCUCAGAUGAGGAACGCUCCUCCCCACCUGAUAGUCAGGCUGAUGACAAUGAGGUAGCUGAUGAUAAUGAUGAUGAUGGUGUGCAGUGGCAGACUGACACAUCUGCUGAAGCAGCUCGCCAGCGCAUACAGGAACAACUGAAUGCUGUUACUGCUGAAAUGGUGAUGCUUUCCACUGGUAAUGUGCCUGACGAGGAAGAGAAGAAAGUAAAUCAAGAGAAGAAAGAGGAAGCUCCAAAAAUUGGACCUGAAGUAGUGGAGAAGCCUAGCACUCAUAACCAGUUAAUUAUUGAAAUCAAAGCUAUGCUGAAGAAGGGGUCCAAACCUAGCGAGCUUAGCUCGUCUCUGCCUGGGUCCCAUCAAGAGAUAAUGAAUGCACUAUUCGAAGCCCUCUUUGAAGGUGAAGGUGCAGGUAAAGGGUUCGCAAAAGAGGUUGACAAGAAGAAAAAGUACCUUGCAGCUGCAGUGCAGGAUGAGGAAUCUCAGAUGUGUCUGCUGCGGGCUAUGGAAGCAUUCUGUGGGAAGUUUGGUGGGGAUGCAGUGAAGGAAGUUGCUCUGGCGGCUAAAUCUCUUUACGAUGGAGAUGUAUUGGAGGAAGAGUGCAUAAUGAAGUGGUACAAAGAAGGUCUGACCGGUGCCAGUAAGAGCUCCGCAGUUUGGAAGAAUAUUAAGCCUUUCAUAGAAUGGCUUCAGAAUGCCGAGUCAGAGUCAGAGGACGAGUGAUAAAGUGUCCUCUUCUGCUUAGUAUUGAUAAUCAUCUCAAGGAUGAUACCGAUGUUGGGCUUAUUACCUUUGAAAGCAGUAUGUAGUUGUGUGAUGGCUAUUUCAUGAAUUUGGAGUCUUAAACUUGGUAAUGCUUAGUUAUUACUGUGUUUCUGGUGUGCAGACUUGGUUCGUGUCGAAAUAAAGAACUUGUAUUUUCGUUGUUCCA
Musa acuminata AAA Group (dessert banana) is the source of this 2117-nucleotide messenger RNA. Its product is annotated as eukaryotic translation initiation factor 5-like. Lineage: Eukaryota; Viridiplantae; Streptophyta; Magnoliopsida; Zingiberales; Musaceae. Gene Ontology annotation, molecular function: eukaryotic initiation factor eIF2 binding; translation initiation factor activity; GDP-dissociation inhibitor activity. Gene Ontology annotation, biological process: translational initiation; formation of cytoplasmic translation initiation complex; formation of translation preinitiation complex. The transcript is spliced from 2 exons. Bases 563 to 1909 code for a protein of 448 amino acids. The record is from RefSeq and is a predicted model, not a curated record. Gene Ontology annotation, cellular component: cytosol.